Rattus rattus (black rat) is the source of this 1288-nucleotide messenger RNA. RefSeq names its product aldo-keto reductase family 1 member B10 (gene Akr1b10). The record is from RefSeq and is a predicted model, not a curated record. The transcript is spliced from 10 exons. Gene Ontology annotation, molecular function: aldose reductase (NADPH) activity. Gene Ontology annotation, cellular component: cytosol; mitochondrion. Lineage: Eukaryota; Metazoa; Chordata; Mammalia; Rodentia; Muridae. Bases 56 to 1006 code for a protein of 316 amino acids.
CUGCUCUUUAACCAGGACACAGACCUCUGCUCUCACAAAGAUUUCAGCAGCAACCAUGGCAACCUUCGUGGAGCUCAGUACCAAAGCCAAGAUGCCCAUUGUGGGUCUGGGCACCUGGAAGUCUACGCCAAACCAAGUCAAGGAAGCUGUGAAGGCAGCCAUUGAUGCUGGGUAUCGCCAUAUUGACUGUGCGUAUGCAUAUUGCAACGAGAAUGAGGUGGGGGAAGCUAUCCAAGAGAAGAUCAAAGAGAAGGCUGUGAGGCGGGAGGACCUCUUCAUCGUCAGCAAGUUGUGGCCCACCUGCUUUGAGAAAAAACUGCUAAAGGAAGCCUUUCAGAAGACCCUCACGGAUCUCAAGCUGGACUACUUGGACCUCUAUCUUAUCCACUGGCCUCAGGGAUUUCAGGCAGGGAAGGAGUUAUUCCCCAAAGAUGAACAAGGCAAUGUCCUCCCUGGUAAAACAACGUUCCUGGAAGCCUGGGAGGGCAUGGAGGAACUGGUGGACCAGGGGCUGGUGAAAGCUUUGGGCGUCUCCAACUUCAACCACUUCCAGAUCGAAAGGCUCCUGAACAAGCCUGGACUGAAACAUAAGCCAGUGACCAACCAGGUCGAGUGCCACCCUUACCUCACCCAGGAAAAACUGAUCCAGUACUGUCACUCCAAGGGCAUCGUGGUCACAGCCUACAGUCCCCUGGGCUCCCCAGACAGGCCUAGGGCCAAGCCAGAUGACCCUUCACUAUUACAGGACCCCAAGAUUAAAGAGAUUGCCGCCAAGCACAAGAAAACCACAGCCCAGGUUCUCAUUCGGUUCCACAUCCAGAGGAACGUAGUAGUGAUCCCCAAGUCUGUGACGCCAGCACGUAUACAGGAGAACAUUCAGGUCUUUGACUUCCAGUUGAGCGACCAGGAGAUGGCCACUAUCCUGAGCUUCAACAGAAACUGGAGGGCCUGCCUGCUGCCUGAGACAGUCAACAUGGAAGAAUUUCCCUAUGACGCAGAGUACUGAAGCUGAACCAGCCCGUGAGGCUUCUCGUUUGCAGAUGCAUACCUCAGUCCUGCAGUCCUCUCAGUCCCAGCCUGCCAGGCAUCAUGGUGUGGGCAAGGCUGUGGUUAAAUCCCCAAGUUGAAUCAAGAACAGACUGUUGCGAGCAGAUGUGACUUGGAGAAGUGAAUGGACAUCUCCUACACUAAUUUGAUCUGAGCAAAUGUUUGUCAAAAACCCGGAGCUCUGGUAACAUUUGAGGGUAUGCAGAAAAAAUAAUAAAGAGUCAUUACAUUAAGAAAAGCA